Messenger RNA from Hemibagrus wyckioides, 3300 nucleotides. It is a transcript of the gene tfcp2, whose product is annotated as transcription factor CP2. The coding region runs from base 495 to 2054 and encodes 519 amino acids. Gene Ontology annotation, molecular function: DNA-binding transcription activator activity, RNA polymerase II-specific; RNA polymerase II cis-regulatory region sequence-specific DNA binding. Gene Ontology annotation, cellular component: nucleus. Gene Ontology annotation, biological process: regulation of transcription by RNA polymerase II. Lineage: Eukaryota; Metazoa; Chordata; Actinopteri; Siluriformes; Bagridae. The transcript has 17 exons. The record is from RefSeq and is a predicted model, not a curated record.
ACGAAGAAAACGACUACGGUUAUUGCGGCUGUCGCUUUAGUGAGCAAAAGGAAUAAACAAACAUGUUUCUCUUGUAAUUUUCUUUUGGGCCAGACAAGUUUUAUCUGUUUUCUUUUUGAUAAGUCACUCUUCGUUACAUUUACCGGCCAUCAGGACCUCUUUGAUAUAACUUACGGUAACAGUUUCCUCUCUAGACCCCAGCUAGUUGUUUGAUUGCGAAGACGACGGAUUAAAACAUGGCGUGAAGAGGGUCCGAGGGGAUCGCAAUUAACUUCUUUUUAUUAUUAAGCCAAAUAAAACGAGCGUCACGCAAGUGUGUACUUAAAAUGUUAUGACUGCUCCUCGCGUUUGCUUGUCGUGACCACGUAGUGAAGUUGGGAACCAAACUGAUUUGUGUAUGGGAAGGUGCGUGUGAUUCUGCACACAACUCCAAACAAUUCUAGGCCGCCUUUGUUCAUCGUGAUCAAUACGAGCUCAAUAAGCUCCUCGUCGUAAUGGCCUGGGCUCUAAAACUGCCCCUCGCUGAUGAGGUGAUCGAGUCCGGCCUGGUGCAGGACUUCGACGCCAGUCUGUCUGGAAUUGGGCAGGAGCUUGGAGCUGGAGCCUACAGUAUGAGUGAUGUGCUGGCACUUCCCAUCUUUAAGCAGGAAGAGUCCAAUCUCCCACCUGAUAAUGACAACAAGAUCCUUCCCUUUCAGUAUGUUCUGUGUGCUGCCACAUCACCAGCUGUCAAACUACACGAUGAGACACUCACCUACCUCAACCAAGGGCAGUCUUAUGAAAUUCGAAUGCUGGACAAUCGGAAAAUGGGUGAGCUUCCAGAGAUCACAGGCAAGAUGGUAAAGAGCAUCAUUCGUGUGGUUUUUCAUGACCGACGACUGCAGUACACUGAGCACCAGCAGUUGGAGGGCUGGCGCUGGAACAGACCAGGUGACCGAAUCCUUGACCUGGAUGUUCCUAUGUCUGUUGGCAUCGUGGAUCCUAGGGCAAACCCCACACAGCUUAACACAGUUGAGUUCUUAUGGGACCCAUCAAAGCGGACUUCAGUGUUCAUCCAGGUUCAUUGCAUCAGUACAGAGUUUACAAUGCGAAAGCAUGGCGGUGAGAAGGGAGUGCCUUUUCGCAUCCAAAUUGACACGUUCAAAGAGAAUGAAGCGGGAGACUACACAGAACAUCUGCACUCUGCCAGCUGCCAAAUCAAAGUCUUCAAGCCCAAAGGUGCUGACAGAAAGCAAAAGACUGACAGAGAAAAGAUGGAGAAGAGGGCACCACAGGAAAAGGAGAAAUACCAGCCAUCAUAUGAAACUACCAUCCUUACUGAGUUUAAGUUGUGUGUGGCUAUACUUGCUACGAAAUUGGAAAAGAUUACUAAAACAAGAUUGGACUUCCAGUGCUCACCAUGGCCUGAGGCCACUUAUGUCAACAACUCUCCAUCACCAGGCUUUAGCAGCAGCACUCACAACAGCUUCCCUACUGAAGGGAAUGGCUCACCGAAUCACCAGCCAGAGCCAGUGGUACAGGUAGCAGAUAAUCUGGUGCCCACUGCAACGCCACAAGAAGCACAGCAAUGGCUCCAUAGAAACCGCUUUUCACCAUUCUGUCGUCUCUUCACAAACUUCUCAGGGGCAGAUCUGCUGAAACUUACUAGAGAGGAUGUCAUUCAGAUCUGUGGCCCAGCUGAUGGCAUACGACUGUUCAACUCACUAAAAGGAAGGGUGGUUCGACCAAGACUGACUAUCUAUGUGUGUCAGGAGUCUCAGCAGGCCCGAGACCAGCAACAAAAACAUGAGAACGGAGAUGGUGCUAGCAAUACCUUUUUUGUGUACCAUGCUAUUUAUCUGGAGGACCUAACCGCCAUCGAACUGACUGAGAAAUUAGCUCAGCUUUUCAACAUCUCUCCACGGCAGAUCAGUCAGAUCUUCAAGCAGGGACCCACAGGCAUCCAUGUGCUUGUCAGCGAUGAGAUGAUUCAAAACUUUCAGGAUGAAAUGUGUUUUGUGUUGGACACAAUGAAAGCUGAGACGAACGAUGGCUACCACAUCAUCUUGAAGUGAGAAUGCAAAUUGGCCGAAGAGUCGACGCCCAUUUUCAAGCAGAUUAAUCUUGCUCAAUAUGCUUCCCCACAGACCCUGCCUUCACUCUUUCUGGAUGUUAUAAGUACAAUUGUUUCUUACAAUUGUAUUGCUCAGGCAAUAGAGGCCACUGUGGUAAUGUGUAAAUGCAUCUGGCCUGUUCUGAUACCUUACUAUCUUACUCUCCACAGAGUGUCUGUACUGCCAGUACAGCUGAUUUUAUUAUGUUGCAUUUUAUUUCUUUACUUACACUUCCUUAAAAAAAUCUUUUCUUUGAUGUAUAUACAUCAGAGUAUGUAGUUGUAAGCACUGGUGUGCCAGAGCCUGCUGCCUGAGAAAGACCGGAUGAGCGGUUGUAGAAUUAGCACAAUGUGUUUUUGCAUCUGUGCCUAUAUCCCAGCAAUUAUCAGCAAGUUAUUUUUCACCAUGAGAGGCAAAUGUCAGAGUAAAAUUACAGUCAGUAAUUCCACCUGAGAGACCCUAAGAUUGAUGCCCCACUGAAAAAGUGGCUUUACCAUUUUCUGUCUGUUGGCUUAUUUAUAAUGAAUGUUAAGCUUAUUUUAACAAAAUAAAUUAUUUCAGUAACUUCCCCUGGCUUGCCUAAGGAAAGCAGUACUGCUGCAUGAAGUUGGUUUAUCUGUCUGUAGCUCAUUUAUUAACAAGUGUUUUCUGCAGAGUAAUAAGUACAUUCUUAGUAAGCAUAAUUUUUCUUCUAAAUUGCCAUAAAAACUAAAUAUGAGAAAUCUGAGUUCCAUUAUAUUUUUCAGACAGUGGGGUUACAUGGUAACACCAGUCCAUUACCUCCUCCAGAUUUUUGUUUUUAUUUUUAUUUUUAAAUACAGGAUCAUUCUUUAGAAAAUCUCUUCAGACCAGAUUAUUUUUUUUAAAGUUUUUAUGUAAGAAAACCAGCAGCUUUGUGUUGGUCAUUGAUUUUUGUUGGUCUGUUUUUUUUUUUUGUUUUUUUUUCCCUUCAUUUUUUUUUUUAUCGUCAUUGUCAUGCAAAUCCAUUUGGUGUGAAAAACAACAUGUAAGGGUCAAGCAGGUUAGCUGUGUUGGAUGUAUGCAAGACAGCAAAGUCCCCAUUUUCUCAAGUCAGUACAACAAUUAUAACAAUUGACCCUUGAAAGACACUUUUUUUUGUUGUCCGCUGUGCUCAAACCACAGUUUGUAAUAUCUCAUUUAAUGCUUAUAUUUUAUACUGAGUAAAUUACAAAUGGAUUUUAAUUUA